GCAGCCGGCUCAGCUGUCAAACCGCAUCCACACCAGCUGCCUCACAACACUGCUCCUCCUGUCUAUUUUUCACUUUUAACCGAGUGUGUAUGUUUAUAUUCCUACCUUAAUAACCGUUUACUCGUGGUUACUAACGUGUUAUAGACAGUUACACAGCUGACAGAGCACUUUAUUCACUGUGCUAGCUAGCGUUUUAGCUAGCCGGCUAACGCUCAGCGGUUGACUUGUAGUUUUAACAUCUCGUUUUGAGGAAUAAGCCUCUGAAACAUGGACCAAAGCGGCUCCUCUUACCCGGUGAAGCUGUACAUUUACGACCUGUCCAGAGGCAUGGCCCGUCAGCUGAGUCCUCUCAUGCUAGGAAAACAGCUUGAUGGAAUAUGGCAUACUGCUAUUGUGGUCCAUGGAGAGGAGUUCUUCUAUGGAGGAGAGGGCAUCGCCAGCUGUCCACCUGGUGGCACCCAGCUGGGGGAGCCCAACUCCAUCGUGGACCUGGGAUCCACUGAAGUGACUGAGGACAUCUUCAUGGACUACCUGUCUUCACUGGGAGAGUCUACAUACAGAGGUGACAGGUACCACUUGUUUGAGCACAACUGCAACACCUUCAGCAACGAGGUGGCUCAGUUCCUCACAGGCUCCAAGAUCCCUGCGUACAUCACUGACCUCCCAUCUGAAGUUUUGUCCACGCCAUUCGGUCAAGCUAUCCGUCCCAUUCUGGACUCGAUUGCCAUUUCUCCGCCUGGAGGGAACAACUUCACGGGACAGAGAUAGAUGGGACUGUGCACAAUCAUAUCUUAAUCAAGCGGUCUAACCUCCUCAUGUACAGGGUGGGAUCGGGGUUGGGAAUUAAUCAUGAGCCACCAGCCAGGCUUUGACACCAUCUUGUGGACGCAGCUGAUAAAGUUUCUUGGAGGUCCAUGUCUCCUCUGCAUAUCAUCAGUUUGAGGUGAACCAGCCUGCGUUUGGCUGGUGGACUAACAAAGUUAACUCCCUGCUCUGGGUGGGAUAGAUCAUCUGUAACUCUGGGUUUGUGUUUACAAAGUGGUAGUACUGAUAGUGGAUCAGUGAUAAUCUUCCUGGUUUUCCAUCUGAUUUUUUUCCUUUUAAUUAACAUCUCAGACAAAAACCCUGAUCCUUCCUAGCAGUGACACUUAAUUAUCACUGCAAAGCUUUGUGAAGACACUUCCUAAUCCUUCUGAAGAGGCCCUUCAUGAUAGUAACUUUGUUAGGGAGUUGGUUACAAUGGGAUGACUUGCCCAGAAAUAAACAACGGAUCGACAUGUUUAGACUCAGAUGUGAGAGGAUGAAAGUGACAGCAUAAUUUUUUAGCUACGUAAAAAAAAAAAGAAAAUGGGUUGUGACAUGCCGGUAACUCAUGCUUAAUUUCUGCUCUGAUACUGUGAGCUAUCCAAACCUCAUACCUUACCAGUGCUACACCAGCAAAGCCUGCGUGACCCUGCGAAACCCUGGCCUUAACAUGAUCUCACCGGACCUCAGCCUUGUGUUUUACCCAUUUUUAUUAUUAUCAGACUUGUGGCAGGUCAGGGCUCCUUGGGACAGAGAGCAAAGCUUGAUACCUCACAGGACUAUGAUGAGAUGCCUGUGCCACAGUUGUUUUUCUUCCCCUCCCAUCAUUGCCUCCAUUUCUUCAUGGUCGUUCACUCAGGCUGGCCUAAGAUCCAUACAUGGAAAUUUCCAACGUCCUGUACACCGUGUGCUUUGGGGAUUAGGAGAUUCAGACCUCUCUUUCCUAUCAGGAAUGCUAUUUAUGAAGAUUUUAUCACAAGCUAAAGCUAAAACUGAAUCUACAUUUUUAACUUUUCAUGUCAGUGGUUCUAUGAUGGAUCUCUUAAUCGUUCCCUUUGCAAAUCGUGUUGCAUCGUCUCCUCUCCCAAGGAGCCGAGGAUCAUCUGAAUGUAAACUUGGGGUGUUUUUUUUUUUUUGACUUCUUGAAGUCCCAGAGCUGUCGGGCUCACUGCUGCACAGGGGUGGGUGUGGUUCCUACUUAAUAGUGUUUUAAUCGUUCUGCUUUUAAUCACUCUUCAUUGAAUGGUUUGCAUCUGUGUUCUUUUUUUAUGGUCAUUAUUUUUGACUCACACACUCCAAAGGUAAAGCUACAGCAGAAGGAAAAGAUAAACUGGAAUUUUAACUCAACCUCACUCACUAAAGCCGUUUUACUGACUCUUGUCUGUGUAUCAAGUGUGUCAGAUUGUGCUAAUCCACAGUGUCGUCUUGAGACUGUGCAAGCAUGUAAAGUGCAGAGACGCGUCUCUGUGUAAAUACACACUCAGGAACACCUUACGACCACAAAACCCUGUAUCAUGCUUUAGAAAAUGGUGCACCAAACAACUGCGCAUCUUUGAGUUGCUUCAGCAAUGGUGUCUAGGAGAAUUUGUUCAGUUUUUCUAAAAAGACUGACUUCAUAUCCAGGAACAAUGUCUGGUAAACGUGAAUUGUUAUUGAAGAAUUUGUACUGUUUUAUAAUCACGUGGCAAAGCCAGAUGUAAUAAAUUAUUGUCUAGGCUAUAUGAGGUGUUAUGCCAACCGCUAUUCACUGUCCUCACAUUCAUGUUUUUGUUUUGUGGCCAUUAAUCCUUCGUUAAAGAGAAAAAAAGGCUAAUGGCAUCAGUGUCUCUGUUCACUGUUUGUUCUCAUGUUAAGGCUGGCUUCUUUUUGUGAGUUACCUACUUUAAUAUUUUUUCCCUAAAAUGUUGUAAGUGUCAUCAUAAGAAUAAUUUGUACUCUUACAUAAUCAAUCUUAGUUAUACCGUUUAUUUGACAUUUGUUAUUUGACUCAAGUUGUGGUAUUAAAAUAUCCUUACUUAUUCCUAAA
Myripristis murdjan (pinecone soldierfish) is the source of this 2830-nucleotide messenger RNA. RefSeq names its product desumoylating isopeptidase 1b (gene desi1b). Gene Ontology annotation, biological process: protein modification by small protein removal. The coding region runs from base 268 to 768 and encodes 166 amino acids. The record is from RefSeq and is a predicted model, not a curated record. Gene Ontology annotation, molecular function: peptidase activity. The transcript has 6 exons. Lineage: Eukaryota; Metazoa; Chordata; Actinopteri; Holocentriformes; Holocentridae.